Molecule: messenger RNA, 2184 nt
Organism: Theileria parva strain Muguga
Lineage: Eukaryota; Apicomplexa; Aconoidasida; Piroplasmida; Theileriidae
Exons: 2
Coding region: 1-2184 (727 amino acids)
Source: RefSeq, a predicted model, not a curated record
AUGUUGAAUAGUAAAUCGUUUACUCAGAUAACCAGGUUCCCGCCUACUAAACAUUUGAACGGACAAAUACCGCAAAAUUUAAAAUUCCGCGUUUUCAGAAGUUUUACAAGUUCACAGGAGUUGAAUUUGGGUAUAGAAAAGUUACAUGAUUUUGUCAUCAGGGACGGGUUUGUGGUUGACGAAAAAGUUCUAGAAUGGUCAAAAAAACUUAAUUUCAAACGCCAGAUUGUUGACUAUGAAACUUUGUUGAAGUCAGUGGAAAUUUUUUAUAGACUAAAUGAACCUGAGGGUAUGAGUGAAAUCCUCAACCAUUUUUCAAAGGAUAUUCAUUACAUACCAACUGAAAUAUUAACACAAAUAACGAAAUUAUGUCUAAGAAAACUGAAUAAUAAUGAAUUAACACUAAAACUACAGACAGAAUUAUAUUCAAGAAUUGUGGAUUUUCGUUUAAAACCUGACAUCAACACUGUUGAGAGCUUAUUAUACUGUACGGGCCUUAUCAAAGAUUAUUCCAUUGUACAUCAAACACUUUCUACUAUCAUGAAUUGUACGGAUAUAAUAAAUAAUUAUAACUCGUUGUUUAAAGUAUUAAAACUUUAUCACUUUUAUUUGUCAAGUAAUAGUCUAAUUGAGGGUUUUAUGGAUCAUAUUAUGUCUAAUUUAAACCAAAUAAGCGGUUACCCAGGAAAAGAUUUAGUUAAUUGUCUGAGAUAUUUGCUAAAGAUUAGAAAUUACAUCGAAUUUGAUUUGGAUAAUCUUUCAAAUAUCUUUGCUGGUUGUGAAUAUAAUUUGAAAGAUUUAGUGUUGGUUUUGAAGGAUAUUCACAAUUCUACAUAUUUAGUGCCAGAGCACAUUUAUUCUCCAAUAAUAAAGGGAGUCUUUGGUAUGAUCACCGAGUUGCCUAAAGAUUCAAUUAUCUCAUUCAUGAGGUUUCUGAAUAACCAUGAGGUAAAAUUAAAUCAAGAUCAAGCUGACCUUUUAAACUUGAACCUGAGAAUUCAUCUAAGCACUUGCAAUUUCACCACUUCUGAUGUUCUAAACACUCUUACAUAUUAUUCUAACCCAAAUUACUCUCAUCCUCACACUGUAAAUAAACUUUAUACUUAUUUUGUAAACAAAAUGAACAAGUCAGAGGAUAAGUUUUCGGAUGUUAAUUUCGAGUUAUUCGUUCUGAGUAAGUUUGUGUUGUAUUUUAAUGAUCAAAAUAAGCUGAAGAACUUGGCUGCAAAAAGAUAUUUAAGAGCAAUAAACUGGAAUUACUUGGCCCUAACAGAUAGGACAAUUUCAUACUGUUUUUACGUAUUAUAUAAAACUGAUAUAAAUCCAGUUAGGCUGGUGCAAAAACUACUUCCAAUCUUAAACUCCAAUAAGGACCGUUACAAACCUUUAGAUUUAGUUCAACUUUUACUCUUCUUCACAAAGUUUAGGAAUGAGCAUUUUUUCCCAGUGUUGGUGGGUAAGGUACAGCAGAAGCUAUUGGAUCAAGAAUUUAACCCUAAACAACUUGUGAUUAUCUGUAAAUGUCUUUACAGUUAUAAGAAAAUCUUAGUUUCUAACCUUUUUACACACGUAAAUUCAAAAAUCGACCAAAUGGCCCCUUCCCAAAUUUGCACACUAUUUAACCUGUACACUAAAUCACAAUUAAACAAUCAAGUUCUAAUCAAUAACCUAAACCAAAUUAUCUUAAACAAUCUUCACAAUUUAAACAACAAAGAUGUGGUAAGGUUAUUAUUACCCAUUAAAAGAGGGUAUAUCAAUGAUAAGUCGGUGAUAGAUGAAGUUAAAGGAAGGAAUUUAGAGCCAUGGCAUUACUUUGAUGUAUUUGACGAGGUUCCGGAGCUUGAGUUGGAUGACGACCAGGUUGUCAAGUGUGUUUUAAGCCUAUCCCAGAAGAAAAGAUCGGAGGAUUUUGACAAAUUCGCAAGGGCUUUAUAUGAAAAACUGUUUAAAAUAGUGCCAAAACUAUCAAGACCACAGGUGAGCUCACUUUUAGCAAGCAUUCACUCCUACGGAUAUACUAAGCCUAAAAUUAAUCGAUUACUAACCAGUGCCCUGAAAAAGUUCUCGCCUUCACAAGAGUCAAAAGUUGAUAAAGAUGAAAACACAAAUUCUCAAAUCUUCAGGUUCUUUAGACAUAUUUCCAAAGGACCGCCACAUCUUGAUAAAAUACACUCCUCAGUAUAG